Molecule: messenger RNA, 409 nt
Organism: Drosophila ficusphila
Lineage: Eukaryota; Metazoa; Arthropoda; Insecta; Diptera; Drosophilidae
Gene: Sfp35C
Exons: 3
Coding region: 61-306 (81 amino acids)
Source: RefSeq, a predicted model, not a curated record
UUUUUUCAUUCCACAUUGUUGGUUCUUAUAAGGCUUUAGUUUUGAGUAAAAGGUCUUGCAAUGAAUUUAUAUAUUACUAUUGUUUUGGUCUUUAUGUUGAUCGAUUUUGGCUAUGGCCAAAAUUGCAACAAGCCUUGCGGGCCAUGUAUAUUGCCCACUUGCAACUACGAUGGAAAAUGUUACUACGAGGGAACAAGUACUUGUGCACUGGAGAACGAAAAGUGCCGACGACAGAAGGCAAAGCUUCCCCCAUUCAAAAAAACCGAAUCGGGAUUUUGCGAGGAAGGCGUAACUUUGUGUAAAUAGCUGUAGGAAAUGAUUUGAAAAUUCUUUUCAUGACAAUCCUUAACGAAUUUACACUGGAUUAAAAGCUAGAAUAAUAAAGACAAAAAAUUGAGAAACCUAAAAA